Messenger RNA from Penaeus monodon (black tiger shrimp), 2631 nucleotides. RefSeq names its product ADP-ribosylation factor-like protein 4C. Gene Ontology annotation, cellular component: cytoplasm. The coding region runs from base 784 to 1425 and encodes 213 amino acids. The record is from RefSeq and is a predicted model, not a curated record. Gene Ontology annotation, biological process: intracellular protein transport; vesicle-mediated transport. The transcript has 4 exons. Gene Ontology annotation, molecular function: GTPase activity; GTP binding. Lineage: Eukaryota; Metazoa; Arthropoda; Malacostraca; Decapoda; Penaeidae.
UGUGGCGCCAGAGAGAAAAUAACUCAGACGUUGUGGCUCCUGUGUCGCCAUGUCGCCGUGGCUGGCACUGAGGGGCAGGUAGGGCGAGAGUGCCAAGAGGUGGAGGGGGCGGUGUAGCAGUCCCAGCGGGGCACCAGCUGUCACUGUGCCACUGGUACUGCAUGGGCGCAGUUGGGAUAGUCACUGCUGGCUGCACCGAAUGAUAAUCAGUGCGUUGAUCCAUCUGUGAUGAUCCAGGUGGAAACAGCUUUUAAGUUCGAACUCAGAGUCCAGGUGUGGUGUCGUGUUUCCCUCUCGAAGGAGCCUUCGCACGCGCAGAGCGAGUCGAGGAAAAAGGUUUCGCAGUGUUGUGCAGUGCGAGGAUGUGAGGGCGAAGGAGCGACCUCAGCCCCGGUGUGACCUCGAGCCUGGUGUGACCCGAGCCUGGAGUGAUCCGAGCCCUGUUGUGACCAAGGCGGCGGUGCAUGUGUUGCGCCCUGGCCUCCCCCCCUCCCCAUGUGCCCUUGGCCCCCCGUGCCCCUCCUCUAACGUGUCCAAGUCCCAGGUGAAGAGGAAAGGCGGGAUGGACAAGCGAAAGAGGCGGCAAUGCGACCGAAAGUCGUGAGGAGGAUUUUAAACCGAAGUAGCGGCCUCGGCGUGAGUUAGUCGCUCUGAAAGCGAGCUGCGCGAGCGUGCCCGAGCGCCACGAGUGCCCGGGGAACAGAUCGCUGGAAGCGAACUGCGAAGCAAGUCGAAGUCGCCGCACAAACAUUUGCUGCGCCGCCUCCCGCUCGAGCCGCCAGCAUGGGGGUCAACAUGGGCAAGAGUGGAGGAGGAGGCGCCCAGGGGGGGAGCGGGGGCGGAGGGAUCCUGGACGCCCUCCACCUCACCCAGGGGAGUCUGCACAUCGUCAUGCUCGGCCUCGACUCCGCGGGCAAGUCGACAGCCCUGUACCGCCUCAAGUUCGACCAGUACCUUAACACCGUCCCCACCAUCGGCUUCAACUGCGAGAAAGUGAAGGGGCUUUCCGGGAGGGCCAAGGGCACGAGCUUCCUGAUCUGGGACGUGGGCGGCCAGGAGAAGAUCCGGCCGCUGUGGCGCUCCUACACGCGCUGCACCGACGGCAUCGUCUUCGUCGUCGACUCGGUGGACAUCGAGCGCCUGGAGGAGGCCCGCUGCGAGCUGCACAAGACCGCCAGGCUCCCCGAGAAUCUGCAGGUUCCCAUCCUGGUGCUGGCCAACAAGCAGGAUUUACCGGGAGCCAAAGACCCACAGGAGAUCGAGCGCCUUCUGGGGAUCGCGGAGCUAGGCAAUACCCAUCUGUGGCAUAUACAGCCCGCGUGCGCGAUCACCGGCGAGGGCCUGGACGAAGCCCUGGAGAACCUGUACGAGAUGAUCCACAAGCAGAGGCGCCUCUCGAAGACCAGCAAGAAGAAGCCCAGAUGAUCUUCGACCUCCGACUAGUUGGCUGCCUCUGCCAGCUGUCGGAAACCCUGGUGCUGGGAAUGCUGCCCCUUGAGCUGGUGGAGUCGAGACGAUCAAGCUGCCUACGUGUAAUGUCUUCUCUUGUUUUCUCUUUGUUUUUUUUUUGGAAGCCUCGGGUGGUGUAUAAUUCAUGGGCCUACGUACCUUUCCCCCCAUCCCGUUGUAAAUGUGCGUGCGAAAUGCGUGUGUUUGCUGAGGGAGGCACAUCUAAAUUAUCUAUGUUGUGUCGCACUCUCGAGCGAGCAAGCAAGUAAGCGUUGUGUGUCUCUUGAGAGUUGGUAUCUUGCACAGAGCUGUGAUUUUAUUUAUUUUUUUCGUAUGUGAACGCUUGUGAACAGUUCUUCUAUGUAGGCCUAUUCUUUGCGUUUUUAAGUUUCUGAUCUUCAGCUGUACGAAAAAAAAAUCCUAUUUGUAAUGUUUCGAACUGCACAUAGGACUCACGCAGAAAUCGUCCUGCACAAGGCAUUUGGUGGAUUAUCAAGGUGCCUGCAAUGCUGCAACAGCAGUGACAACGAGAGAAAAAAAAAAGUUGAUUUGCGGACUCGUUAACGAAGGCAAAGGCAUAUGAAGAGGAUAACCAGCAGUCCAGUCAGUAUAAGAUAUACAGGUGUUUUUGACUUUGAUGGUUAAAUGCCAGAGAGAGUUGGUCCAAACCCUGACUCGAUGAAACAUUGCGUACUGAACUUUUGGAUGUAUGAUAAGCUGGGCCCUGAAACGCCUUCCCAGCCCCCCCCCAAGUGUGUUUGCUUACCUAUGGACGUUUCUAAAAAAAAAAAGAAAGAAAAAAACUUUGUGCUACUAAAAUAUAAAUGUAUAUAUUGAAAGCAUCUGUGUAGAUUUCUUUUUAUUUGUAAGAGGACCAUCUUUGAAGACGGUCUGUUGGCGUUUUACUAUGGUCGAGUUUUUUUUUUUCCUCGUCCAAGACAGUCGCGAAUCCCCGAAUGUGGGGUCUUAGUUUCGAAAUCACCCAAGGCCUCCGUUUGACUGUGAUUCAUCUUGUGAGCGUCUGUUAUUCUCUGUUCUGUGCAGGAAAGCAAAGCACAACCAGCCCUAGAAGCCAUGGAAACAACACGUGGAAAUAGCCAAUGGAAAAUGGAUACAGUGCAUGAUUUUAUCGACUAUGAAGAGAUUGUUGUAAAACAGAAAUUAAAAAAUUGAAUAAUUUCA